CGGGGAGCCGGGAGGAGGGGGCGCCUGUGAGCACCACGUUUGCUGACGUGGCGGGGGUGGAUGAGGCGAAGGAGGAGCUGCAGGAAAUUGUGGAGUACCUCCGCGCCCCCGAGCGCUUCUCCCGACUGGGGGCCAGACCGCCGGCGGGGGUGCUGCUGGUGGGGCCCCCCGGCACCGGCAAGACGCUGCUGGCCAAGGCUGUGGCGGGCGAGGCGGGGGUGCCCUUCUUCUCCAUCUCCGCGUCCGAGUUCGUGGAGCUGUAUGUGGGCAUGGGCGCAGCUCGGGUGCGGGAGCUGUUUGCAGCUGCUCGUCGCGAGGCGCCCGCCAUCGUGUUCAUCGACGAGAUAGACGCGGUGGCCAAGGGACGUGACAACCGGCUGCGAUCUGCGGGCAACGACGAGCGCGAGCAGACCCUCAACCAGCUGCUCACCGAGCUGGACGGCUUCGAGUGGGGACCCGACAAGGGAGCGCCCCCGCCGCCCCCGCAAGACAGCAAUGGCAGCAGCAGCAGCAGCAACAAAGCUACCGGCGGCAGCAAUGGGGGCUCCUUCCUCGGCGCGUUGCUGGGAGGAGGGGGCGGCGAUUCACCCUCCUCCCCUCCCGCCUCUUUGCAGCCCGGCACUAGCAGUCCUACCAGCAAUGGCACUCCCCACCCCCACCCCCAGCACCAGCACCCGCACCAGCCCCAGCCCGCCAGCGGUGUUGUGAUCUGUCUGGCCGCCACCAACCGCCCCGACGUGUUGGAUCCGGCACUGCUGCGACCCGGCAGGUUCGACCGGCGGGUGGCAGUGGAGCGGCCGGACAGGAUCGGUCGCGAGCAGAUCCUGCGCGUGCACCUCUCCCGCCGCCGCCUGCCGCUGGCGCCCGACGUGCGGGUGGGCGAGCUGGCUGCCACCACCACCGGCUUCACGGGGGCGGACCUGGCUAACCUGGUGAACGAGGCGGCGCUGCUGGGGGGCAGGCGGGGCAGGGACGUGGUGGGCAUGGAGGAGUUCGAUGCCGCGGUGCUGCGGGCGGUGGCGGGCAUUGAGAAGAAGCGGAGCAUACUGCAGGGCACCGAGAAGGCGGUGGUGGCGCGUCACGAGGCGGGCCACGCGGUGGUGGGGGCGGCGGUGAGCCGGCUGCUGGAGGGGCUGGGGGCGCCGGAGCGGCUGAGCAUCAUUCCGAGGACGGGGGGAGCGCUGGGCUUCACAUACACACCACCCAAGUCCGAGGACCGUGCCCUGCUGUUCGACAGCGAGAUCCGAGGUCAGCUCGCCGUACUGCUGGGCGGCCGGGCAGCCGAGCACCUCACCUGCGCCGCCCUGUCCACCGGAGCAGCGGACGACAUCCGCCGAGCCACCGACCUUGCCACGCGUGCCGUCGCCGAAUUCGGACUGAACGCCGCAGUGGGUCCGUUGCAUGUGGGAGUGCUGGCAGCCGGGGGGUCGGGGGAUGGGAGCGGG
Molecule: messenger RNA, 1445 nt
Organism: Astrephomene gubernaculifera
Lineage: Eukaryota; Viridiplantae; Chlorophyta; Chlorophyceae; Chlamydomonadales; Astrephomenaceae
Source: the annotation of a GenBank genome assembly